UGUUUUUAAACAUGUGGGCAGCUGAUGGUGUGAGAUUUAAUGAAUUGGAGAGGAAACCAUUUUGUUAAAUGUAGUGAUUUUUUUAAUUAUUAGAAUGAAUUUGUAACUCUAAUCAGGAAGUGUACUUGUGUAUGCCCAAUUUCUGGAAUUCAAUUUGUGGACUUGAGAAAUCUCUACCCGGAUGCUUCUAGACAUACAUGUAUAUUAAAAGUGUACGUCAUAUGCUAAAGCAGGCAGUUUGAUUGCAGAUUGCAGUGAAAUGUCGCUAAAGGCAGUCAAUAAUUUUCACACACUUAAGUGACAAAAUUGAAUGGAUCAGAUUUUCAAUGCUGCUUUAUUAAACAAUGAAAAAUAUUGCAUGAAUCAAUUUUGCUGCAUAUUAUGAACUGUUUGAACAUUUACUGUGAAAGAUUGAGGGCACGUAUUAAGAAAGCCAGGGACAAAAGAAGGGAGAUAAAUGUGAAGGACUAUAUGAUAGAAAACCAAUCAGAUUCAACUCUAGGGAGGGUACCAGGACAGGUCAAUGGACAACAGUUUGUCAUCCAAAACUGUAAGAACUGUAAUAUCUAUGUGUUUGACUACAUAGCAGCCAUAAAUAUAGAUGAUUGUGUGGAUUGUAAUAUAUUUCUCGGACCUGUAAAAUCUAGUGUAUUUAUACGGGAUUGUAAAAACUGUAAAGUUAUUGUUGCCUGCCAGCAGUUCCGGACUCGAGACUGCAGUAAGGUGGACGUAUUUCUCUGCUGUAACACACAGCCUAUAAUUGAGUCAUCCUCCGGAAUGAAGUUUGCCUGUUAUCAGUACCACUAUCCCGAACUCAAAAUGCAGUUCAAAAUGGCUGGUCUGAGUGUAUUCAGCAAUAAUUGGGGAAACAUCCAUGAUUUCUCACAGGAUCCAGACGAACAGCACCAUUCUCUUCUACCAGAGGACUCCAUUGUUGAGAAUUUUGUGCCCCUACCUAGCACAGAGCAGUUUCAGUCAGUAACUGUGUCAACUUCUAGAGUGGAUAGUGUCGUGCCAUUAACACUGGGUCCCAGGAGGAAGACGUCAGAUGAGUCAUGCCUGGUUGUAUUUUUUAAUGACGGCAAGAACUCCAACAUCACAAGAGCACGACAAUUUAUUGAUAAAUUAUAUGAAAGCAAUCCAGAUAUAUCAUUAGUACAGACACGAGAUAUAUCCAUGGAACCGAGUGAUGCAUUACGAGUGUUUAGAACAGAGAACUACGCUCCAUUUGUUCAGAGAGGAUCUGUUAUAGGCCUAGAAUUUAAUGGUGAGGGUUGUAUAGAAAUCAUCCGUUCAGCGUUAAAUGCCUUCCAGCAGGAAAAUAUUUGUGACUUUUUCUGUUCUGAAAGCCGUUCAGAAGCAGAGAAAGAGAUUGAAGACUUUUACAAUUAUGCAGACAUGCAAAUGGCUGUAUGAUGACAAUUACAGUAAUGUUUUAGGACUUAAAGUGUUGUGAAAGUCAAUUUGUACUUAUUUUCGUAAGUUUCUUAAAGUACUGUUAUGUACAACAUUUUUAUGGUAGUUCUGUUCAAUAGAUCUGACAAGAAAUGUCUCAUGUAGUUUUUGCAUUGGUUAAAACUGUGAUGUUUAAUAAUGAUGUUUAAUAACAUUUUUAGAACAAACGGUGCAUUUAUCAUUUCAAGCCAAGAAAUACAUUUUAUGAUUAGUAUUUGUAAAGAGUUGUAGCAUAAUUUGUUCAACUUUGUCAGACUGUAAACAUAGAAAUUUAUUUGUGGUACAUGGUUAAUUAUAACAACAAUGCUAGAAGAAAUUGUUGUCAUGUAAUUUAUUUGGCAUUAAUAACACAGUGGAAAUGACCACCAGAUGUAUAAUUUUUGCUACAAUAUAAUUAUGUACAUAUAAUUAACAUGACUGUAUAAGUAUCCUGUUAACUUUAGUUAUUUCUGCUCAGUAUUUUGUUUGCAAUCAGGUCAAUCUUUAAAAUCCAGUACAUACAAAGCUGAGAAACUUGUGAUGUUCAGUUUACCUUUCCUAGACAGGAUUGUACUCGAUAUCAUUCAUCAUGGUUGUUAAUUAAAUCACUGUUUUGCUUUAUGAUGAUGUUUAGUAUUUUUUAGUAGUUUGUAUUAUAUAAUUAUUUAUUUUACUCUACAAUGAACCCACCUGAUCACGGCAGUAGUCUCCCUUUAGAAUUUACAAAUACAGAUCAUUUUAUUUUUUUUCUAUGCCAUUAAUGGCAGACAAGGAGUUUAAGUUGAUAAUAUAAUGAUUUUUAUAUCGUCAUUUCAACAAGUGUACUUGAUUUAGUAUACAAAUCAUUUUUUGCAAAAGGAUACCAGAUUUCUGCACAUUAAGUAGUUGUUGUUAAUGUACCAACUUACUCAGUACAUUCCGUCCUUUUUGUUUACCUGUGCUAUUGACUUAGAUGAGCUUUGCCAAUAAAAUUUUGCAAGAUACA
Saccostrea echinata is the source of this 2419-nucleotide messenger RNA. RefSeq names its product protein XRP2-like. Bases 382 to 1416 code for a protein of 344 amino acids. NCBI's taxonomy places the organism in Eukaryota, Metazoa, Mollusca, Bivalvia, Ostreida, Ostreidae. Gene Ontology annotation, biological process: post-Golgi vesicle-mediated transport. The transcript has 9 exons. The record is from RefSeq and is a predicted model, not a curated record. Gene Ontology annotation, molecular function: GTPase activator activity. Gene Ontology annotation, cellular component: cilium; periciliary membrane compartment.